UGAAGGCAUCAAUAGGGCACGGCACUUGCAUAAACCCACAACUGAACCGCUACUUCGAUACAGAUGCAGCUUGCGUCGUUCCCUGGUGUGAUGCUGGCCACGGUGCUCUUGGUCAGUUGUCUCCUCUCCCGCCACCGCAGCCGCGGCUACAACCUCCCUCCAGGCCCAAAGCCGUGGCCGAUCAUAGGCAACCUCAACCUCAUCGGCAAGCUACCACAUCGCUCUAUCCACGCACUCUCUCGGCAGUACGGCCCGCUGAUGCACCUCCGUUUCGGGUCGUUCCCUGUCCUGGUCGGCUCGUCGGUGAAGAUGGCCAAAUUCUUCCUCAAGACCCACGACGUGGCCUUCACAGACCGCCCCAAAACCGCCGCCGGUAAGUACACCACCUACAACUACAGCGACAUCACCUGGUCCCCCUACGGCGCCUACUGGCGGCAGGCCCGCAAGAUGUGCCUCACCGAACUCUUCAGCGCCAAGCGGCUCCAGUCGUACGAGUACAUCCGCAGCGAGGAGACGGCGGCCCUCGUUCGCGGUCUGUACGGCGGCGGCGCUAGCCGCGUGCUGGUGCUCAAGGACUACCUGUCCACGGCGAGCCUGAACGUGAUCACCCGCAUGGUGCUGGGCAAGAAGUACCUGGAGAAGGAGGUGCGGAACGGAGCUGGCGUCGUGAUCACGACGCCCGAGGAGUUCAAGUGGAUGCUCGAUGAGCUCUUCUUCCUCAACGGCGUCUUCAAUAUCGGCGACUCAAUUCCAUGGCUCAACUGGAUGGAUCUGCAGGGGUAUGUCAAGAGGAUGAAGAAGCUGAGCAAGAUGUUCGACCAGUUCCUGGAGCACGUGGUGGAUGAGCACAGCGAGCGCCGACGCCGCGAGGAGCAGAGCUUCGAGAGCAAGGAUAUGGUGGACGUGUUGCUCCAGUACGCCAGCGACCCCAGUCUUGAGGUCAAGCUCAACAGGGACAGCGUCAAGGCUUUCACUCAGGACCUCAUUGCUGGCGGCACUGAAAGCUCGGCGGUCACAGUGGAAUGGGCCAUCUCAGAGCUUCUGAAAAAGCCAACGUUGUUCGCCAAAGCAACCGAGGAGUUGGACCGUGUGGUGGGGCGAGCACGGUGGGUCACCGAAGAGGACAUGUGGAGCCUUCCCUAUGUAGAGGCCAUCAUGAAGGAGACCAUGCGGCUGCACCCUGUGGCACCAAUGCUUGUGCCCCGCCUAUCACGCGAGGACACGUCCAUAGAUGGCUAUGACAUCCUAUCCGGCACACAAGUGCUAGUCAGUGUGUGGUCCAUUGGUCGCGAUCCAGAGUUGUGGGAAGCACCAGAGGAGUUUAUGCCAGAGAGGUUCCUCGACAGUAGGCUAGACGUCAAGGGGCAGGACUAUGAACUGCUACCAUUCGGUUCGGGCCGAAGAAUGUGCCCUGGAUACAAUCUAGGGUUGAAAGUGAUCCAGCUGAGCCUUGCCAACCUUCUUCACGGCUUUGUGUGGAGGCUCCCUGAUGGCAUGGAACUAAGCAUGGAUGAGAUCUUCGGGCUUUCCACACCACGCAAGUUCCCACUAGAGGUUGUAGUGGAACCCAAGCUACACACUCACCUAUAUGCAAAGGCUUGAAAAGUUGAUAUGCAUGAUCUCUCAUGUAUUGACUAAAUAGUUAUUGCUUGUUUUAUAUAAGUAAACAAUCAUAAAGUUAUGAUAUUAAGAAAAA
Triticum urartu is the source of this 1696-nucleotide messenger RNA. Lineage: Eukaryota; Viridiplantae; Streptophyta; Magnoliopsida; Poales; Poaceae. The record is from RefSeq and is a predicted model, not a curated record.